Messenger RNA from Astyanax mexicanus (Mexican tetra), 7689 nucleotides. Its product is annotated as metal transporter CNNM1. The coding region runs from base 183 to 2852 and encodes 889 amino acids. Gene Ontology annotation, biological process: transport; magnesium ion homeostasis. Lineage: Eukaryota; Metazoa; Chordata; Actinopteri; Characiformes; Acestrorhamphidae. Gene Ontology annotation, molecular function: transmembrane transporter activity. The transcript is spliced from 10 exons. Gene Ontology annotation, cellular component: plasma membrane. The record is from RefSeq and is a predicted model, not a curated record.
UUGGUACUAUUUACUCGUCACUCCAGCUGUUAGCCUACUGGCAGCAUACGCUCGUGUGUGUUUGUGUUUGGCUUGAUGCAAUGCUUGAGUCGCUCUCUCUCUCUCUCUCUCUCUCUCUCUCUCUCUCUCUCUCUCUCUCUCUCUUUCUCUCUUCCUCGCCCGCCACGUGACACAGCUCGCCAAUGCCCUUCUACAACCCACUCAGCAUCAUGGCUGCGGAUGCUGCGGAUGCUCUCCUCCUGCUCCGCAUCCCGGGACCAUGGCUGCUGCCCCUGCUUCUGCUCUUCGCUUCAGAUUUCCCGGCACCUGCCCUCGGCUUGCUGGGCUUUCGCCCAGAGGACACGGGGAAAGAGCUGUCCGUGGAGGACGGGGUGCUGAAGGCGACCGAGGGAACGCGCUUCAUGCUGCGCGUGUACUAUGCAGCAGCAUCUCCGCAGAGGCUCAACCGAACUGUCAGUGGCAGCAGAGCCGACGCUGCCACUGCGCCGUGGAUCGCGUUCAUCGAGGAACCCGAACCCGGCAGAGAGGGGCAGGUCCACCCAAAGCGCAACCUGUGCGUCGAGGAAAGCGCACGGAGCUCGGACAUCGAGCUGCUCGGGACUUUCAAAUCUGCCUCCAGCCAGAACUCCAUCCUGGUGGAACUGCUCGCCAAAGACCUUCGGCGAGGAGAGAAGAUCAAAUACUACUCCAUGUGUGCCUUUGACGGGGCUAAGUGGGAGCACUUUAGGACUCGGGACUUCUGGCUCGCAGUGGUCGAGCGACCACCCCACGCAGACGGCUGGCUUCAAGCGACCCUGUCGGUGCUGUUGCUGGCGCUCUCCGCGCUUUUUAGCGGGCUCGUCAUCAGCAUGCUCGCCCUUGAUCCCGUGGAGCUGAAAGUGCUCCAAAACAGCGGCACCGAGAAGGAGCAAAAGUACGCGGGUAAGAUCGAGUCCGUGCGCAAACACGGAAACUACGUGCUCUGCACCUUGGUUCUGUGCAACGUGCUCACCAACACAUUCCUGGUAGUUUGGAUGUGCCAAAUCCUGGGACUCACGCCGCUCUCAACCGCAGCCUGCACUUUCCUAAUUUUCUUCGUAGGUGAGAUCCUCCCCCACUCCGUUGCGUCCAGGCAUGGACUUGCCAUAGCCUCCAAGACCAUCUGGUUGACACGCCUGCUGAUGCUGGUGACUUUCCCCAUCACCUACCCUAUCAGCAAGCUGCUGGACAACAUGCUGCACCAAGAAAUCAGCAACUUCUACACUCGCGAAAAGUUACUUGCGAUGCUGCGCGUCACAGACCCCUACCACGAUUUGGUAAAAGAGGAGCUCAACAUCAUCCAAGGAGCUCUGGAACUCAGGACCAAAACGGUUGAGGACGUGUUGACCCCGUUGAACGACUGCUUCAUGCUGUCUUCUGACGCCAUCCUGGAUUUCUACACCAUGUCCGAUGUCAUGCAGAGUGGUUACACUCGGAUCCCUGUGUUUGAGAACGAGAGGUCAAACAUUGUUGACAUUCUGUUUGUGAAAGACCUGGCCUUCGUGGAUCCAGACGACUGUACACCUCUUAAAACCAUCACCCAGUUCUACAAGCACCCUUUGCAUUGUGUGUUUAAUGAUACCAAGCUUGAUGCAAUGCUUGAGCAGUUCAAGAAAGGGAAAAGUCACCUGGCUAUCGUGCAGAGAGUCAACAAUGAGGGAGAAGGAGACCCUUUCUAUGAAGUCAUGGGCAUUGUGACUUUAGAGGACGUUAUUGAAGAGAUCAUUAAGUCAGAGAUUGUGGAUGAGACUGAUCUGUACACGGAUAACCGCACUAAGAGACGAGUAUCUCACCAUGAGAGGAAGCAGCAAGACUUCUCCAUUUUCAAAUUAUCUGACAGUGAGAUGAAGGUGAAGGUGUCUCCUCAGCUGCUGCUGGCCACACACCGCUUUCUAGCGACAGAAGUGGAGCCUUUUAAGCCUUCCCACCUCUCAGAGAAGAUCCUUCUGCGCCUCAUUAAGCACCCAAGUGUUGUGCAGGAGCUCAAAUUCGACGAGAAGAACAAGAAAUCACCAAAGUACUACCUCUACCAGCGCAACAAGCCUGUUGACUAUUUUGUCCUGAUUUUACAGGGUCGAGUGGAAGUUGAGAUCGGUAAAGAAGGGCUAAAGUUUGAAAAUGGUCCUUUCACUUACUACGGCAUGCCUGCCAUCAUGGCUCUUCUUCCCACUGUUCACAGGUCACCAUCACGAAGCAGCGGACUAAACCAUUCUGACACCACCAUUCACGGGGGAAGUAUGGGCCAGCUGAGCAUUAGCGGAGGGGCUUACCUACCAGACUACUCCGUCCGCCAACUCACUGACCUGCAAAUCAUCAAGAUCACCCGUAACCACUAUCAGAACGCUUUGACGGCCACUCGGAUGGACAGCUCUCCUCAGACUCCUGAUGCUGAGACACAGGCACCAGGAGAAAGAACAACCAUCCCAGAGACUCGCUCCAACAGCAUCGCCCUGCCCCUGACCCGCUCCCACCCACACACACACCACUUCAGACAACCCCACAGCACCUCCACACUCAACGAGAGGAACCGCAUCGUCAGGAGUAAAUCAGAUGGGCAGAAGAGCCCGAGUGACUCAGUGUUUCUGCGCAUGGAUGAGAUCCCCUACAUGAGGACAGAAUGUCUAGAAGAACAAGAAGGAUCUGACUCUUUGGCCGUACCUUUGGAGACGGGCCUGUCCACUUCUCAGCUGAUCAGCUCCCACUCUCUGAAUGGAUCAGAUGAGACACUGGGCAAGAAGCUGCUGCGUAAACUAAGUAACAAAAAGAGGAAAAAGUCACGUGACGGAGAGCGACCGUUAGAGGAAAGUUGUGAACAGUCCCAGGUGAAGACCUAGCACUAAGUGUGUGUGGGCCUUCACCUUUCUCACACUUCUACAAACUCCCACAAAUGUGAAAUCUCCUACAGUUUCCUGCUGUAUGUUGACUGACAUUCUUAAAGGGAUAAAAGAGCUCAAUGUGCCGAGACGGACACUGCAGAAGAUCGUAAGAAGAUCGCCUUCCAAUUUUCAACAGGGCCUAAUCCAGGAGGAAGAAGCUCUUUUACUGGAGGAUAUUUUGUUAUGAGGUGUAAAAGCUUCAGGACGUGGUCUGCUUUCAGGCAAAAAAGACUAUCCAGUCUACCCAGUCCAGUUUCGGGAUGUGGGCAAAGCAAAGAUUCUAGACACAAACAUCUUUAUGUGUUUAACAUUUUGAAGUAUUACGUAACAACUUGGAAUUUUUUUUUCAGUGCAAUGUACUGUUUGAAAGCAUUUGUAGAUGAUGAUGAUGAUGAUGUCAUCUCCAGUCACUGUGGUGAUUUCACUUGAGCCUCUGGUCCAGGCUAAGCUCACGAGCACAGGCCUACAAAGCUUCAGAUCUCCACUUGACACAAAACAAGGCCAAGCCUUCUGGGAGAGUCUGGAAAACAUGGUAAUACUUCAGUAUUUCUUUGAACUGAUCGUUUAGGUUAUUGGUUCAUUGCCAUUCAUUUUGAGAUAUUAAUUGUGAGAUAUUUGCUAGGCUGUGCCUGGUAAUUUAGCUAGAUAUUUUAACAAUAAUGGAGCACUUUGAGAGAAAGAUAAUCCUUUGAUUUGAUAUUUAUUCAUCAGUAUAAGGGUAAGUGAAUGAAACUGCCUAUAUUAGGUAAGCGCUAUUAGCUUCUUUACAAGCUCUUAGCCACAUAGAUAAUAUUUAUAUUGCUGUAUUUAUUUAUUUAUGUUAUUUUUUCUUCUUCAACCUAGCUACUAAUAAUAUACUUUUCAGGUAAACUGAUAUUCUGCCAUGAGUAUGAGGUGAAAACGAAGUAAGUAGCUGCUCAUAAUUUCUUUAAAACAAUGACUGAUUUUAGACCACAUCCAGGUAGUUGAGAGCAUUAGCAGUAGAUUUACAGGAUGAUCGAAGGUCGAAGCACAUGCAGUCAACAAAUUUUAUGUUUAGAGGAUAUAUAUAUAUAUAUAUAUAUAUAUAUACAUAUAGAUACAUACAUAUAUAUAUAUAUUAUGGCAUGCUUUUCUGAAAUAGUUAUUGCUGUUUAGAAGAAUCCUCUUAUAUUUAUAAAAUAUAAAUAGUAUUAGGCUGUAAAAAAAAAAAGGAAGCCAUAUCUUAAACUUAAACUUGAACGCAUCAGUACUGAAAGAUACCACUUUAGAUUUUGAAAGUGGUAUGCAAUGUGAUAUUCCCACACCCUGAGAUGUUUUAUAGAGCCCUUUUCUAUAUAAUAAGCCUUUACUCAUAGUAUAUGAAUCUCUUGUUUCCAAAGCCGAGCUAAAAAAAAAUGGCUAUGUUAGUGAAUGGCUUACUAUGAUAUAGUAUCCUGUCCACCCUUUAGCCUUUGCACUGGGAAUGCUGCCCACAUUCAUAGGCAUGCUGCUGCUCUCCUGUGACUCAAAUCAAAAAGAAAGAGGGGGGAUGGGGGUGUCCUUAAAGUAUACCAACGAGUACGUCUACACUCUUAAAAAUAAAGAUGCCAAAGGGGUUCUUUGAAGUGAUGGUGCAUCGAAUGACAGUGCAAUAUGACAAGGACUAAGUUUUUAAUGUCAUUCUAGUACAGUGCCUGGCCAAAAAUAAAAAUAAAGUCGCUACCUGAAUUUAACUAAAUUUAAGUAAAUGAUGUGGUGUUGCUGCAGUUGGUCAGGUCUAGGUUCAGCAACAGUAUGUCCUGAAAGAAUGAGUUCAGCUGACUACCUGAAUAUACUGAAUAUAGACCAGGUUAUUCCAUCAAUGGAUUUUUUUCUUUCCUAAUGACACGGGCAUAUUCCAUUAUGACAAUGCCAGGAUUCCUGGGGCUGGAAUUGUGAAGGAGUGGUUCAGGGAUGUGCUGGAGAAGGCUUUGUGCAGUGGUCAGACUCUACCAUUAUUAAUGCUGCAAGAUCUUGGAGAAAAAUUAAUGCAACACUGGAUUGAAAUAAAUCUUGUGGCAUUGCAGAAGCUUAUCAAAACAGUGCCACGGUGAAUGCAUGCUGCAAUCAAAGCUAAAGGCGUUUCAACUUAAUAUUUGUGUGACCUUUUUUUGGUGGAGACUUUUUUUUGGCCAGGCAGUGUAUCUGCAGGUUUGUAGUAGCUGUUAUGACCAGAAAAACUCCUGGGACCUACCAGACCACUGUUUUUUUGGAAAAAAAUUAAGAGACCACUUCAGUUUCUGAAUCAGUUUCUCUGAUUUUGCUAUUUAUAGGUAUAUAUUUAAGUAAAAAUGAACAUUGUUGUUUUAUUCUAUAAACUACAGACUACAUUUCUCCAAAAUUCCAUAUUAAAAUAAUGUCAUUUAGAGCAUUUAUUUGCAGAAAAUGAGAAAUGGCUGAAAUGACAAAAAAGAUACAGCACUUUCAGACCUCAAAUAAUGCAAAGAAAACAAGAUCAUAUUCAUAAAGUUUUAAUAGUUCAGAAAUCAAUAUUUGGUGGAACGACCCUGUUUUUUAAUCACAGUUUUCAUGCAUAUUUGGAUGUUCUCCUCCACCAGUCUUGCACACUGCUUUGGAAUAACUUUAUGCCACAUUUGGUGCAAAAAUUCAAGCAAUUCAGCUUGGUUUGAUGGUUGUGAUCAUCCAUAGUCCUCUUGAUUAUAUUCCAGAGGGUUUUCAAUUUGGUAAAAUCAAAGUUACUCAUCAUUUCUAGGUGGUCUCUUAUUUUUGUCCAAAGCUGUAUGUGGCUUUGUAUGAUGCCAUUCAAAAAUAGUACUUCUUUUAAUUUAAAGUAAAGAAAUCUUAAGGACUGCUGCUUUAAUGAGAGGUCAGAGCUGUAUGUCAAAGAACCACCGGGGAACUUUUUUAUUUUUAUUUUUCAGAGUGAUAUUACAGGUGCCAUUCUUGUAUCACUGCCAUCCUUUUCACCAGCAUGCCAAAAACCAUGACGACGAAACACCAAACCAAGUUCACAGCUCAUCCUUGCCAACAGGGUAAAAACGGUUGGGUGGCAUGGGGUAUACACAAUGGGAUGGGGGGGGGGGCUUAAUGUGUUGCAUGAAAGGCACUGCUUUAUUUUCUUUAUUUAUUUAAAAAAAAAAGAGUAUGUCCCCCUGUUAUUUUUUAUUUUAUUUAUUUUUUCCUCCUGCACGCAUCAGUAUGUUAUACUGUAGAUAACAGAGCAUCGAGAGGUUUGAGGGUUUGUUGUUUUGCACGAGGCACAGACAUCCACGAGACGCCUCUGAGCACGACUUCAUGAACUGUUUUGAAAUCGGUACCUAACCUGAUUCCAUCAGUACAGCUCAGAGGAUGUGAAAAAAAAAACUCAGAAGGAAAAAAAAAAAAAAGACUCAGGCUGGCAAUCACAUGUGAUUCUGUGAUUCCCCCACUUAAAAAAAAGCUCUGAUAAUGAUGAUGUUUAGCAAUAACAAAGCUGUAAAAUGUAAUAAUGUAAUAAUCAAGCGUGCCCCUUUUUUCUACGGACUGCUUGGCAUCUUGUUUGCUGGAAGUGCGAGUGGUGGCACUGGUGCUGCUGCUGCAGUCACUCAGGUCACAUGGACCCACGUUCUACUAUUGUGCAAUACUGUGAGCUGACCGCUGCUUUACUGAGAGCACAUGGAGCACAGGGAUGCUGGAAACAGCAGCUGGAGGCUGGAGGAGGAGUAGAAUAAGGGAGGGAGGGUGGAGAGCUAGCACUCUUGCAUCACACUGCUGCAUUGCAGUCAAAGAAACAUGUGACGCAUGCUGACGUCUGGCCUCAGCCCCCUCCACAUAUACAGGACACGGACGGACACACACAGAGACACACACAAGCUCUAGGGACUUGCAGUAGCACUGAUUAAGCUAGUAUCAGCUGGAGGAGCACAAAAUCCACUGCUUCCCUUCUGUCCUCACACAGACACACACACACUUUGAUAACGCUUACAUUAUAAAGCCUUAAAUAAACACAACAAACAAACUGGGAGGAGGGGUUACGAGAAGCUGUUCCUGCCCUGUGUUCUCAGUAAACACAGUUAGCUAAGCAAUGGUUUAAGGUUAUGUUGUAAUGUUGCUUUAAGACUACUUUAUAAACAGAGAUCUCUAUUGGAAUGUGUGUAAUGACAUGCACAAACACAAAUACACACACACACACACACACAAGAUGAUGAAGAUGUUGAUGUGGUAUUUUAUAAUCCCACAUCUCAAUAAAUAAAUGGAAUUUGACCUGCAUUCGCAACACAGUGGCGUCUGGUAUCAUUACACCACAACUGUCGGCACAAAGCACAAAACCUAAAACCAACUAUCUCUCUCAGAGCUCAUCCUCGGCCAAGGUCACAUGACCCUAUGCUUAUUCAUCCUGCCAUGAUGAUAACCUUUGACUGCUACUUGUUCAGAACAACACCGUACAUUUCUGGAAUUUGUCCAUUUCUCAAUUUCUACACCAGGGCCAUGGUUUGAAUGAGGACAGUCAUAAAAAAAAAACAGAAGACACCACCAAAAUGUUUCACAUGUUCACAUAAUGUUUAUUUCAAAGGCCUUCCAUCAGCAUUUCUCACUUUGUGUCGUUAAAUUGUGUGCAUAUAUUUUUACAUACAUUUUUUCCACAUUGAAAACUUUUAGGAUUUUUUUUUUCUGAGACAGAUUUGUGUUCUUUAUUAGUUUAUUAAGCAACAACACGGCCAAAGGGUGAACCGUACUCAUCCUAGCAGGUGUACAGAUCUGCCAAAGCUACUGACACUGACGGCAUUUUCCUAAACACACAUGCAGAGCUUUGGGAGAGGUGGAAGGACAAAGCAGCAAAUACUAAAGACACCCU